Jaculus jaculus (lesser Egyptian jerboa) is the source of this 5112-nucleotide messenger RNA. RefSeq names its product myosin ID (gene Myo1d). The transcript has 22 exons. Gene Ontology annotation, biological process: vesicle transport along actin filament; actin filament organization. The record is from RefSeq and is a predicted model, not a curated record. Gene Ontology annotation, cellular component: plasma membrane; actin cytoskeleton; vesicle. Gene Ontology annotation, molecular function: actin filament binding; ATP binding; microfilament motor activity. Bases 18 to 3038 code for a protein of 1006 amino acids. NCBI's taxonomy places the organism in Eukaryota, Metazoa, Chordata, Mammalia, Rodentia, Dipodidae.
GCCCGCGCGCCGGCGCCAUGGCGGAGCAGGAGAGCCUGGAGUUCGGCAAGGCGGACUUCGUGCUGAUGGACACCGUCUCCAUGCCCGAGUUCAUGGCCAACCUCAGGCUCAGAUUUGAGAAAGGGCGCAUCUACACAUUCAUUGGAGAGGUGGUCGUUUCUGUGAACCCAUACAAGUCAUUAAACAUCUAUGGGAGAGAUACAAUUGAGCAGUAUAAAGGUCGUGAGCUGUAUGAGAGACCGCCUCAUCUUUUUGCUAUUGCUGAUGCUGCUUACAAGGCUAUGAAGAGACGAUCAAAAGACACCUGUAUUGUAAUAUCAGGGGAAAGUGGAGCUGGUAAAACAGAGGCCAGUAAGUACAUCAUGCAGUAUAUCGCCGCCAUCACCAACCCCAGCCAGAGAGCCGAGGUGGAAAGAGUGAAGAAUAUGUUGCUUAAAUCCAACUGUGUUUUGGAAGCUUUUGGAAAUGCCAAAACCAACCGUAAUGACAAUUCAAGCAGGUUUGGAAAAUACAUGGAUAUCAACUUUGACUUCAAAGGAGACCCUAUUGGAGGACAUAUCAAUAAUUACUUAUUGGAGAAGUCUCGAGUGAUUGUGCAACAACCAGGAGAAAGAAGCUUCCAUUCUUUCUAUCAGCUACUUCAAGGAGGUUCAGAGCAGAUGCUGCGCUCUCUACAUCUGCAGAAAUCCCUUUCAUCCUACAGCUACAUCCAUGUUGGAGCACAGCUGAAGUCUUCUAUCAACGAUGCUGCAGAGUUCAAAGUAGUAGCUGAUGCCAUGAAAGUAAUUGGCUUCAAACCUGAGGAGAUUCAAACAGUGUAUAAAAUUUUGGCUGUUAUUCUUCACUUGGGUAAUUUAAAAUUUGUAGUCGACGGUGACAUACCACUCAUUGAGAAUGGCAAAGUUGUAUCCAUAGUAGCAGAAUUGCUGUCCACUAAGACAGACAUGGUCGAGAAAGCCCUUCUUUACCGAACUGUAGCCACAGGCCGUGACAUCAUUGACAAGCAGCACACAGAGCAAGAAGCUAGCUACGGCAGAGAUGCCUUUGCCAAGGCAAUAUAUGAGCGUCUUUUUUGUUGGAUUGUUUCUCGCAUCAAUGACAUUAUAGAGGUCAAGAACUAUGAUACCACAGUCCAUGGAAAAAACACUGUUAUUGGUGUCUUGGAUAUCUAUGGCUUUGAAAUCUUUGAUAACAACAGCUUUGAACAGUUCUGUAUCAACUACUGCAAUGAGAAACUGCAGCAGCUGUUUAUUCAGCUGGUUCUGAAGCAGGAGCAAGAGGAGUACCAGCGGGAGGGGAUCCCUUGGAAGCAUAUCGAUUACUUCAACAACCAGAUCAUUGUGGAUCUUGUUGAACAGCAGCAUAAAGGCAUCAUUGCAAUUCUAGAUGACGCUUGCAUGAAUGUUGGCAAGGUCACCGAUGGAAUGUUCCUCGAAGCCCUGAACAGUAAAUUGGGCAAACAUGGUCAUUUUUCCAGUCGAAAGACUUGUGCCUCAGACAAAAUCCUGGAAUUUGAUCGUGAUUUUCGGAUUCGGCAUUAUGCAGGCGAUGUAAUCUAUUCCGUCAUUGGUUUUAUUGACAAAAAUAAAGACACUUUGUUUCAAGAUUUCAAGCGUCUCAUGUAUAACAGUUCAAAUCCUGUGCUGAAGAAUAUGUGGCCUGAAGGCAAGCUGAGCAUUACAGAAGUGACCAAGCGGCCUCUGACUGCUGCCACUCUGUUUAAGAAUUCUAUGAUUGCAUUAGUGGACAACCUUGCAUCAAAGGAACCAUACUAUGUACGUUGCAUCAAACCCAAUGAUAAGAAAUCCCCACAGAUAUUUGAUGAUGAACGCUGCCGGCAUCAAGUAGAAUAUCUUGGACUACUAGAAAAUGUGAGAGUGCGUCGGGCUGGAUUUGCCUUUCGCCAGACCUAUGAGAAGUUUCUUCACAGGUACAAGAUGAUCUCUGAAUUUACCUGGCCCAACCAUGACCUUCCUUCAGACAAAGAGGCUGUGAAGAAACUGAUAGAGCAAUGCGGUUUUCAGGAUGAUGUAGCUUAUGGGAAGACCAAAAUUUUCAUUCGAACACCCCGUACAUUGUUUACCUUGGAAGAACUCCGUGCCCAGAUGCUUGUAAGGAUUGUCCUGUUCCUACAAAAGGUGUGGCGAGGCACUCUGGCCCGCAUGCGGUACAAGAGGACCAAGGCAGCUCUGACAAUAAUCAGGUACUACCGGCGCUACAAAGUGAAGUCUUACAUCCAUGAGGUGUCCAGUCGCUUCCACGGAGUCAAGACCAUGAGGGACUAUGGGAAGCAUGUGAAGUGGCCAACCCCUCCAAAAGUUCUGCGCAGAUUUGAGGAGGCCCUGCAGGCAAUUUUUAAUAGAUGGCGAGCAUCCCAACUCAUCAAGAGCAUACCUGCUUCAGACCUGCCUCAGGUUAGGGCAAAGGUUGCAGCCAUGGAAAUGUUAAAAGGACAAAGAGCUGACCUUGGGCUCCAGAGGGCCUGGGAAGGCAAUUAUCUUGCUUCGAAGCCAGAUACACCCCAAACCUCAGGCACUUUUGUCCCCGUUGCUAAUGAACUGAAACGAAAGGACAAAUACAUGAACAUCCUCUUUUCCUGUCAUGUCCGUAAGGUGAACCGAUUUAGUAAAGUGGAGGACCGAGCAAUUUUUGUGACUGAUCGUCACCUAUAUAAAAUGGAUCCCACUAAGCAGUACAAAGUGAUGAAGACCAUCCCUCUGUACAAUUUAACUGGUCUGAGUGUCUCCAAUGGAAAGGACGAACUUGUAGUGUUCCAUACAAAAGACAACAAAGACCUCAUUGUCUGCCUCUUCAGCAAACAGCCAACCCACGAGAGUCGAAUUGGAGAGCUUGUUGGAGUCCUGGUGAAUCAUUUCAAAAGUGAGAAGCGCCACCUUCAAGUGAACGUCACCAACCCAGUGCAAUGCAGUCUGCAUGGGAAGAAGUGCACUGUCUCCGUGGAGACGCGGCUUAACCAGCCGGAGCCUGACUUCACCAAGAACCGCUCAGGCUUCAUCCUCAGUGUGCCCGGAAACUGACCACUGCGAGCUGGAGGCCUGGGUCUGGGCGAGGCUGGCUGGGGCCUCAGCCUCUGCAUCCCACUCACACUCUGCCUCACUCAGCAUCCCAGAUGCCCAGCUAAUUGCUGCAUACCUGCUAAUGCUACUAGAAAUCAGCUUACAAAGGGCCCACCUGGGCAGGGCGCCCCCCCCCCCCCGGCCUUCUCUGAGGCCCCUGCCCAUGAGGCUUUUCUGCCUGGCUUUCUGCCUCUGGUCUCCAUCUUCUGCAGCCUCAACUUUCCACAGUCCCUGCUCAGUAAACCAAAGAACCUAAUGCCCCACCGCAGACCCCUGGGCUGACAUCUAGACCACGUCUCACUUCACAGGCGACUGGAUGGUACCUAUAGUUGGUGAAGGACCAGGUCAUCAGUAGGCCUUGAGCCAAUGACCAGUUGCUGACCCCAGCAAAGGGAUGGGGUAAGGGGGAGCCCGGAAGGCAGUUUCUCCAGCCAAAAACAUGUUUCCCUCGGGGUAUGGACCUGGUGGCCAUGAGUUCUGUGAACCCUGCCUGCUGCCCCUCCACCCCCAAGGGGAUCACAGCCCUCAGAGCCUGGCUCAGCUCCUCAGCACUACUGGCCAGCCCCAGCACACAGACAGCGCUACCAGGUGGACAGGUUUGCCAGUAGAUUAGCCCCUCAGCCACGCCCAGCCGAUUCCCCCUUCCAGAGCCUGCCUCCAAGGAGACCCCCUGCCACCUCCUCUCCAGAGACCCAGCCACCUGCGGGUGCUCUAAGAUCCCCUUGCUUACCCACAGUCCAUGGUCAUCUUGACCUCAUGCUUACAGUUUCCGGGUCGCUAACUGGCUGUCCCCUGUGCUGUAACACAGUCGGGAAGCCUGACAGAACACACAGGUGUCGGGCGAGGGCGUGCUCAGCUGCUUUCCUUUUCUGACUGACCGCAUUCAGAUCUACUCACCAGAGUAGUAGCACAAGAGCAGGAUCAGAAGCACACGGGACAAGAGGAGGAGGAGCAGCGCUGCAGCAGAGAGAGUGGGCUCCUGGCACUGCAGGUCAGGCCAGUGCCCACCUAUGCCAUGUACCUGUCCCCUGGAUCCUGGGCCCUGAACCUAUUGCCAGGAGAACACUUACCAGCUUGACAGUUCCACCCACUUCGGAAGCCUUCCUGAGUCCCUGGUCUCCUCCCUCCAGCUGGAGCAGCUGAGGGUGUUGAGGCCUGGGGCAGCCCGGGCCUGCUGGCAAGGAGCCUUACUGGAGAACUGAGCAGACACGAGGGUGGACAGAGUCCAGCGACAUUUUCUUCACUUUCUGCCAGAUGCAGCCCUCUCCUAAUACUCAUCUGGGCACCCUGACCCAGCAGAAUGCACCAAGUGCCUGUGUGCCAGCUCCCGUGCCUUGCCCGGGGCCUGAUGGGGUCACCUAGCUGACCAAGGUGGUCCCAGGGGUCUGCUCUCCUGGCCCCCUCUUUCAGGGCAUGUUGGGACAUUUGCACUUUGUAUAGUUUGCAAUGAAGACUCCUGUUGGCAUCCUGCCCUCCAAGCCUGGCCAGCUUCCUAUGCAUGCAGAGGUGCCACCAGCCCAGGUCGCACACUCAUGAUUUUGCCAAUCACCAGUAGAAACUAGUUGAACCAUCUAACUGGAACCUCACCUCUCCACUUAUUUUCCCCAACCUAUUGCUUUACACAAGACAUGCACAAGUAUACGUUUUAAACACACCAAAACAGAUUAUGCCAAAUGAGUCGCCUGUAGAGGCUGAAGCGGGAAGAAAGGGUUAGACUCUUCUCUCCCACCUUUUGAUGUACCCUGGGGCCCUCACCCAGCACCAGGGCCUUCCACUAAGGACUGCGCUGUCCAUAAGCACUUUUUAUAACCUAGCAAAGGAAGUCACAGUGUGGCCACUGAAAAGAAGCAGGAAUCAAGGAUACUGAGGGAAAAUGAAGGGGACACUGUGAUUGUAUGCGAUGAAGUGGAUUCUCUUGAUUCAGUUAAAUGCAGUUUUAUGGUUUGGUGCAUAUAUUCCUAUUUUCCAUUAAAUUAACUUUAUGUCUAAAGCAUAUUUUGAUUUACCAUCAAGAGCAAUAAAGCAUUAAAUCUUA